CAUCACUUGACCACGCAAAACACUGGGUCCCAACCCAACCCAUUGCUGCCGCUGCCACCUGACGUGCCAUUGCGUGCUGCCUCUACUGUCCUCCCUACAACCACCACCCUCUCCCCCUCCGCCUCCGCACCUCAUUCUUCUCCCUCUGCUCGUCUUAUCUUUUGCUUGAUCUCUAUAUGCGAUCAAAUUGACUCCUCCUCCCACCCUCGUUCACCAACGACAGCCAUGUCUACGCCUUCCAUUCCUCCUCGCCCGCAGCGCAAUGCCCAGCAAAAUGGCCAGACGACUGUCCGCAGCGACCAGCCCCUCGUGCCUCCGAGGCCUCUCCGCAAGACGGACCCCUCGCCCACUCGCUCGCCGUUGAACUUUCCGCCCUCGGCUAUGGCCACUCGCCCGCCGCCGAAAAGAACGAGCCAAGAGCUGCCUCGCAGACCCCCGAGCGUGUCGCUGCCAGACCUCGGUCACGAGGGAGAUGAAUACUCCAGCUUCGACCAGCUCCCUGCUGAAGCCAAAGCAGACAAUGCUGAGCAGACGAGGAAUAUUGCGGCGGACUUGCCGAUGCACCAGCCCAAGGCAUCUGUGCCGCAGUCGACAGCCACGAAAAACAUUUCCAAAGUCACGGAUACCGACUCCACCACCGCUGCAGGGCUCGGCAUUGGCCGCUCAAAACCCGCAGAUGAUGUGCAUAAGAUGCCUCCCGGAGAUUCUUCGCCCGCCUCGCCUUCCCGCAUCACUCGUGUGACCAGCAAUUCCCGGCGGGCUCCCUCUACCGAGCCUCCCAACAUUCUGCGCACCAAGGCCAGCUUCAACCGCUCCUCUCAGAGCCUGGGUCUGGAACGCCAGACGUCUCGUCCUGGUAGUGUCUAUGGCGACGACACCGAGCACGGCAUUCCAGAAAUUGGCCAGCAAAUUCCGUUGAACAGAUUUGCUGGAGACGCUCAAGCUCCUACCCCAGGCUCUGGUCAAAGUACGCACGCGCCGGGAAUCGGCUUCUUCAACGAUGGCUCGGCCAAGCAGCACAAGAAGAAGCAUUCGAGACAGGAAUUCUUGACUCACGACAGCUAUGGUCUCGAGCAUGACGAGGAUCAUGCAGAUCAAUUCGAGAGGGAAUGGAUGAGGAAGCAUCCUCAAGAGGCGGCCAGAGAGCAGAUUUACCGCCAUCUCCCAAAGCCCGAGAGCGCCUUGAGUAGCGAGCAAUUGAAUAGGAUCGUGCACAGCAACGACUCUGGCGCCGCCCCCAUGCCCAGCACCCCAGGCGAGGAAGAUGCCAUCCAAGAGUACCUAGCUCGCAUGUCUCCCCAGGUCUCCCACGACCAGCGCACCUCCAGCAACGAUGCCACCCUCGGUUCGCCCGUGCGGAAGACCUUUUCGAGGAGUUUGCAUCCCGAUGAUGCCGCCGAGGACGAUCAUCACGCUGCGAGAAAGUUGCACCGAUACGAAUCCGAAGACGAGCAUACACAGCGUGAUGGCACCCCGAUCCUUGCUGCUGACGAACUGAUGAAGCGUCCGGGCAGUGCUUUCAUGCCUCCUGCUGUGGUUCCUGAACCGCGCGCCGAUGAUGAUUAUUACUACGAAAGUGGUGGUGAGCACAACAGCCGUCGCAGUAGUAUGCACGUGCCCAGUCGUCCAUCAAGUCGGCCGGGUAGUGUUCACGGCGCUCAGAAUCUGCAUGGCUACGGGGGCGGGUCUCUGCAUCGUUUUAUCUCGCACGAAGAGGUGCACCACUCCGGCAGUGGCACUCCUCUCGAAGAGAUCGAAGAGUAUGAGCCGCUGUUCCCAGAAGAUGACGGGAAAGCGGAGAAGCCCAAAGCAAUCAAGAAGCGACCUGACCUCGCGGCCAUGCAUCAUUUCCCCAGUCAAGACGUGUGGGAAGACACGCCGGAUUCGUUGCAGUAUCUCGCAGAAGUGUCCACUCCUGAGCUGGAGCGACAGCAAGAGGCUAUCGACGCGGACCGAGCAGCCGGUGCCGUAUUCGAGACACCAGAGCAAGAGCAGGCGCGUCAACGUGCAGGGCCGGACAUGACGAGUAAGGAGAAGACCUUGAUCCCUCCACACUUCAAGCCUGGCGUCAUCGAAGAGGUCAAGGCCGCACAUCGACCCGGUGCACAUCGUUUCCCCAGCUCCGAUGUGUGGGAAGAUACGCCGAGCAGUAUGUUGGGCGAGACCACAGUCAAUCUUCCAGACAUGGACGACGUGAGAAGUCCGCCUGAGGAGCGGGCAACCACGUCCGCGCUCCCGUGGAGCCAGGAUGACAUGGAUGCCCGUGCCACUACUGCUGGCGGAAUGGGCAACAAGCCGUCAAUACCUUCCCGACCACAGCGACCUUCGAAAUUGUCGGCUGAAAAGAAGCUGGGUGAUGAGCAAACAAGUCCCACGAAAACGAAGCCGCCGGGUAUCCCAGCAAAGCCUAGUAUUCCGGCUCGACCGACGCGAUCUUCCCGCGAGGGUGAUAGCGACGAGAAUGUUACCUCGCCACCUCAAGCCAAGGCGAAACCCGCCGUUCCAGCACGGCCCGGGUCCAAAAUUUCAGCUCUUCAAGGCAACUUCUUGAGCGAUUUGAACAACCGCCUGAAGCUUGGCCCGCAAGCCAUCCCCAAGAAGGAAGAAGUGCCGGCCGCCAGCGAAGAAGCGGUUGAACGAGAACCUCUUGCGGAUGCACGCAAGUCUCGCGCCAAAGGUCCUGCUCGCCGCAAGCCCGCAUCCUCGUCGGAUCGCAAGCCCUCGCAUACGUUCGCCAUGUCUCCACUCAUCACCUGUUGGACGAUUGACGAGACCGAUGAAUUGCAAGUGCAGAAUGAAUCUGAGAAGGAGAACGCUGAUCCUGAAGCUGAGACCGAGAAAGUAUUGGAGGCAAAUGAGAAGACGAAUACAGAUUCUGCUGCACCUCCUGCGAGGGACGUUGCGGCAGAAAUCAGCAAGUCCCGUCAUCCUUCGGAAACCGCACAAUCGCAUGCGGAAUCGGCCGAGGCAUUGAAAGCUGCGAUUGCUGAGGCGGGUGCUGGGCCCAAGGUAAAUGCCAUUGAAGAGGAGGCUGCCGUGGCUGAGACUCCAGCGGAAGAGAAGAGUGCUGUAUUGGAGACGACGGGAACUGUCAAGGCAGGCGACAUUCCUGGUGGGUUCCCGGGCGAAGACGCAGAGGGAGAAGUGGUUGUGAAAGAGACUAAAGAGGUGGCAUGAAAAACAGAGUCAUGGUGCCGGAGUUGGAAAUAAACAAAAAGUUGGUUAGUUAAUGAGAUGUCGACGUAUUCGCAUAGUGUUGUGUUGUUGAUGUCCGGUGCAAUGUCUCGGGCUAGUACCGAUCUAAAGUGCGUGCAUCUGCGUGGAAGCAGGACGAACCAGGGUACAUGGAGCAGGAUGGCCCUCACUCACUGAUGCGGAAGGAGAA
Messenger RNA from Cercospora beticola, 3385 nucleotides. RefSeq names its product Aim21 family protein. NCBI's taxonomy places the organism in Eukaryota, Fungi, Ascomycota, Dothideomycetes, Mycosphaerellales, Mycosphaerellaceae. The record is from RefSeq and is a predicted model, not a curated record.